AUGUCCAUCUUGCCCUCACAAACCCAAGCACCAUCUUCGUCCUCUUCCUCUGCGCCAUCUUCCAGCCCUAAUCCCCAACAUGGCAUCGGAAUCCCUAUUCCUCAACAAUCCUUCCCUUCUCUCUCCCCCCCACUUCACCACGCUCUCGGAUCUCUACAGAUCUCCGAUAACCCAGGUUCAUCUACUCAAGCUGCUGAAGAAUCUGGUGGACCUUCCGGAAAGGUGACAGAAUUAGGGUCUCCAAGUGGAGCGAUGAUUUCACCUCAACAAAACUCUAGAACACGUUCUAGGAGUCACGGGGGAAGACGGGCGGGAAUGGUUUCUUCUCACAGAAACCAACAAGCUCAUGGGUCCAUGAGUUCUCAUGGAAGUACCCCUUUGGCAGGGAGAAAAGCUCAGACUGUGAACGGAAAUUACUUGCUGAAUUUUCAAUAUGACCCUAUAUCCCGUUCUCAACCACGUGGUCCCCCUCCCCACCCUGCAACAAGAAGGAAUUGGAAGAGGAAGCCAUAUAAUAAAGAUUUGUUUUUGCAGGCAAAUUACAAGUUCAUGGUUCUAGAUUCGGGAAAUUAUUCUCCUGAGUCAAUGGAUCCAGAUAAAAUGUUGCAGUGGGAAGAUAUUAUAUGUGUGACAUAUUUGACUCCCUUUUCAAUUCAGUGUCCAAUUUGUUUGGAGUAUCCACUGUGUCCACAGAUAACCUCAUGUGGACAUAUUUUCUGUUUCCCAUGUAUUCUACAGUACUUAAUGAUGGGUGAAGAGGAUCACAAAGGUGAUAUCUGGAAAAGGUGCCCUUUGUGCUUUGUGAUGAUAUCUGCCAAGGAUUUAUAUACAGUCCACAUCACCAAUGUUAAACAGUAUCAAGUAGGAGAAAAUGUUGAGUUCACCUUUUUGACUCGAAAAAAAGAUUCGUUUACUCUUUCACAUAAAAAUAAAAAAGAGACCAAUGUAGCAGCAUGUGGUAAUGGAUAUUUCUGCGAUCCCUUUUCUAAGUUUACUCUUACAUCAGAUGUAGAUCUCUCAGUAAGACAUUCAAUAUCAGAUCUAGAUGGUUGGCUGGCCAGAGCUGAUUCUGGUCUCGUUGAUGACCUGGAGAAGCUUCCUUAUGUUUGUGCUGCAAUGCAACAACUGGAACAGAGGAAGAGGUAUUGGAAUGAGCAAAAGUCUCAUGACAGUGAAAAUUCUAAGUUUAUUGAUCAUGGACAUCAGAUACCAUCAACGGUUACAUGUUCUCUGGAUACUGAUGAUGAAAACUAUGGAUCGAGAACUUCCUCUACUGAUUACCAUAACCAAAUUAAGGUUACCAUGCUGGAUAAGUCAUCUGCUGGAACCUGUUCAGAUGAAACUUUGAAUGUGGAGAAAGAAUUAAUAGAGCCGGAAAUGAAUUUUUCUUCUUCAUAUGAGGAGAAAAAUGGUAUCCAAAGGCCUUCAGAUGAUGGUGUUGCUGGAGAAGGGAAGGGAAAUGAUUCAUACAGUUUCUACCAGGCUGCUGAUGGUCAGCAUUUAAUUCUUCAUCCUCUGAACAUGAAGUGUUUGCUCCACCAAUAUGGGAGCUAUGAUAUGCUUCCACACAGAAUAAAUGGAAGGAUUCUACAAUUGGAGACAGUUACUCAGUCUGAGGCCAUGAGGAGGCGGUAUCGAUUCCUAAGUCAUUUUCCGUUAACCACAAUAUUUCAGCUCUGUGAAGUUGAUUUGAGUGAGUUGUUACCUCCUGAAGCACUGGCUCCAUUUAUGGAUGAAAUAAAGAAACGUGCAAAUCAGAGGAAGCAACUUGCAAAAAAGAAUGCCACAAAGCCUUCUAAUUGCAAGUCAAUGCUGGCUGUUUUUGCUGCUGUUUGUUGUACUGUAACGUCUUUUAUGGCACUGAAAGAAUCCACAAAGCCUUCUAAUUGCGAGUCAAUGCUGGCUGAACGGAAGGAAAAGAUAAGGGCUGAUGCUACUGAUACCUACUCCUUUCCCAUAUCAUUGAGUAGUCGGCUUACAUCUCGUGAUGAUCCUCCAACAUUCUCCAUGGAUGACUUUGAAGCUCUAGGAAAUUCAACUAUAUCCUCAAGUGCUCCCAUAGCUGGGGAGAGAAAAUCGUUCUCAAAUGUCACAAGGCUUGGGUUUGCUGCUGCCCAUGAUUCUCCAUCCUUGCAAAUUCAAGAAACUAAUGGUUCGAGAAGCGGGGAGACACAGUCAUACUCCAACGUUAUAUCAAGAGCAGAAUCAAAUAUAAGCUCGAGUGCACCGAAGACUAAUGAGUUGGGGAAGAAAGGAAAGAAGCCAAAUCGAGUUCUUCUGUCAACAGCUGGAGGUAGACGUUAUUGA
Molecule: messenger RNA, 2307 nt
Organism: Sphenostylis stenocarpa
Lineage: Eukaryota; Viridiplantae; Streptophyta; Magnoliopsida; Fabales; Fabaceae
Source: the annotation of a GenBank genome assembly